This is a messenger RNA of Lampris incognitus (smalleye Pacific opah), 4263 nucleotides long. Its product is annotated as F-box only protein 11. The record is from RefSeq and is a predicted model, not a curated record. Bases 314 to 2953 code for a protein of 879 amino acids. Lineage: Eukaryota; Metazoa; Chordata; Actinopteri; Lampriformes; Lampridae. The transcript is spliced from 22 exons. Gene Ontology annotation, molecular function: protein binding; zinc ion binding. Gene Ontology annotation, biological process: protein ubiquitination; regulation of apoptotic process; ubiquitin-dependent protein catabolic process.
UGGAACACGCAUCACUGACGGAGAAAGGCGAGUUGACAGGCGAAGGUCCUCCCCAUGGCAUGUGAUGCGGCGUGCGGCCCCGGCCGAGCGAGCUCGUCUGUUAUGGCUCCUCCUUUACCAGCGGAACGUGAGCGAGGCGCAGGGCACGACCACAGGCAAAGCCGUCGUCUUCUCUCCAGUCCGCGGGGCAACGGCGGGGCGGACUGCGACAUGCCGAGGAGGACGAACGCCGACUAGAUAAAUAAUGCGCCCAGCGUCGCCUUCUGCCGCCGCGAAGAGUUGAGAGUUUGUGCUCGAUUAACAAACCCCCCAAAUGAACUCCGUCAGGGCGAGCAGCAGGAGACCCAGGCGAGUGUCGAGGCCGCGCCCGGUACAGCCGGAGAGGAACAACCAGGAAAGAGAUGAGGACGUUCCCGCAGAUAUGGUCGCAGAAGAAUCCGGUCCAGGAGCUCAGAAUAGUCCAUACCAACUUAGAAAAAAGUCUCUAUUACCCAAGAGAACAGUGUGUCCCACAAAAGCAAACAUGGAGGGUGCGUCCACUUCAGCCACAGACAACUUUGGGCAUCGGGCUAAACGUCCAAGAGUUUCAGGAAAGUGUCAAGAUUUGCCAGCUGCUCCGUUAGAGCAGUAUCUCCAGGAGAAGCUUCCGGAUGAGGUGGUGCUGAAGAUCUUCUCUUACCUGUUGGAGCAGGACCUGUGCCGUGCAGCAUGCGUGUGCAAGCGCUUCAGUGAACUGGCAAAUGACCCCAUCCUCUGGAAGAGGUUAUACAUGGAGGUUUUUGAGUAUACCCGACCCAUGAUGCACCCUGAGGCAGGGAAGUUCUACCAGAUCAACCCAGAGGAGUACGAACAGCCAAACCCGUGGAAGGAAAGCUUUCAGCAACUGUAUAAAGGGGCACAUGUGAAGCCUGGGUUUGCUGAACACUUCUACAGUAAUCCUGCCAGAUACAAGGGAAGGGAAAACAUGUUUUACUAUGACACUAUUGAGGAUGCCCUUGGAGGAGUUCAGGAGGCCCACUUUGAUGGCCUGAUAUUCGUCCACUCCGGCAUUUACACCGAUGAGUGGAUCUAUAUCGAGUCACCUAUUACAAUGAUUGGAGCUGCUCCUGGAAAAGUGGCUGACAAAGUGGUCAUUGAAAAUACCCGAGAUUCCACAUUUGUAUUUAUGGAGGGCUCGGAGGACGCUUACGUUGGAUACAUGACCAUAAGGUUCAACCCUGAUGACAAAUCUGCCCAGCAUCACAAUGCACAUCACUGCUUGGAAAUUACAGUCAACUGCAGCCCCGUCAUUGACCAUUGCAUCAUACGCAGCACUUGCACAGUCGGGUCAGCUGUCUGUGUGAGUGGCCAGGGUGCUUGUCCCACAAUCAAGCAUUGCAACAUCAGUGACUGCGAAAAUGUGGGCCUUUACAUCACAGACCACGCACAGGGAAUAUACGAAGACAACGAGAUCUCAAACAAUGCACUGGCCGGGAUCUGGGUGAAAAAUCAUGGCAACCCUAUCAUCAGACGAAAUCACAUCCACCAUGGCAGAGAUGUCGGGGUUUUCACAUUUGACCAUGGCAUGGGUUACUUUGAAAGCUGCAUCAUCCAUAGGAAUCGUAUUGCUGGCUUUGAAGUGAAGGCAUAUGCCAACCCUACAGUAGUUCGAUGUGAGAUCCACCACGGCCAGACGGGGGGCAUCUAUGUGCACGAAAAGGGCCGAGGCCAGUUCAUUGAAAACAAGAUCUAUGCAAACAACUUUGCUGGGGUGUGGAUCACCUCUAACAGUGAUCCCACGAUAAGGGGCAACGCAAUUUUUAAUGGUAACCAAGGUGGAGUUUACAUUUUCGGGGAUGGCCGAGGCCUCAUCGAAGGGAAUGACAUCUACGGCAAUGCUUUGGCAGGGAUCCAGAUCCGGACAAACAGCUGCCCCAUAGUCAGGCACAACAAGAUCCACGAUGGCCAGCACGGUGGCAUAUAUGUGCAUGAAAAGGGACAAGGUGUGAUCGAGGAGAAUGAGGUGUACAGCAACACGCUGGCUGGAGUGUGGGUGACGACGGGCAGCACGCCAGUAUUGAGGAAGAACAGGAUACACAGUGGAAAGCAGGUCGGGGUCUACUUUUAUGAUAACGGCCACGGCGUGCUGGAAGACAAUGACAUCUACAAUCACAUGUACUCUGGAGUUCAGAUUAGAACUGGCAGCAAUCCCAAAAUCAGACGUAACAAGAUCUGGGGAGGUCAGAAUGGCGGCAUAUUGGUAUACAACUCAGGCUUGGGCUUCAUUGAGGACAAUGAGAUCUUUGACAAUGCCAUGGCUGGUGUGUGGAUCAAAACAGACAGCAAUCCCACACUGCGAAGGAACAAAAUACAUGAUGGGAGAGACGGUGGCAUCUGUAUAUUCAAUGGAGGGAGAGGCUUGCUAGAGGAAAAUGACAUCUUCAGAAAUGCCCAGGCAGGAGUCCUCAUUAGUACCAACAGCCAUCCCAUACUGCGUAAAAACAGAAUAUUUGACGGCUUCGCUGCAGGCAUCGAGAUUACAAAUCAUGCCACGGCGACGUUGGAGGGAAAUCAGAUUUUCAACAACCGCUUUGGGGGGCUGUUUCUGGCAUCAGGUGUCAAUGUUACAAUGAAAGAUAACAAAAUAAUGAAUAAUCAAGAUGCCAUUGAAAAGGCUGUGAGUAGAGGCCAGUGCCUGUACAAGAUAUCAAGUUACACUAGCUACCCAAUGCACGAUUUUUACAGGUGUCACACCUGCAACACAACAGACCGCAACGCCAUCUGCGUGAACUGCAUCAAGAAGUGCCACCAAGGACACGACGUGGAGUUCAUCAGACACGAUAGAUUUUUCUGUGACUGUGGUGCUGGGACGCUGUCGAACCCGUGCACAUUAGCCGGAGAACCGACUCACGACACGGACACAUUGUAUGACUCGGCUCCUCCUAUAGAGUCCAACACAUUGCAACACAACUGAACCUGAGCCCCAGCGUCCCUCGGGCUUCACGGGGGGUGGACAGUUUUAAUAAAAGUCUGGCAUUGGAUGAAGAAAUUCAAAAUUUACAUCCCGGAUUCACUUUGACUGAAAAAAAACAAACGCACACCACACAUUUUCAUAUAUAUAUGUAUAUAUAUAUAUAUAUGUGAAUGAGAUGGAGGUGAAUAUGCUGAAAGGAGACAUUUAAAAAAUCAUUUACAGCUGCAUCGGUUAUCCUUUUCCUGCAACUGAUCAAGUGAUUGACAAAGAUGACGACUCCUCAGUGGGACAGAGCAGAAAAUAGUUGACUCAGGGUUCGGGGGCAUGUUGGCUCGGGCGGUCGUGUGAAGCUGUGGAGAGACGGACGAGAGCCACCGGGCUCGUCUGCCUUUGACAAGCGGGCAGAGGGGACAGCGCAGCCAUGUACAGACCUGCUGCGGACAAACGCUCAGUCGGACGCAAGCGCGACUUCCACGUGGAAGAACAAGCCCCGAAACAACUACGCUUCCAUCACUGGGCAACGGUUGUGCUCGCAUCUGUGUACAGGAAAAAUACCCUAGCACUUCUUUUUUUUUUUUUUUUUUUUUAAAAAGACAACUUGAGAUUUUGAUUUUGCUUUUUGUGUAGUUUUGUAUUUUCAUGCGAAAAUCUUACUGUACUUGAAUGUCUUUAUUUUAUUAAAUGUGUAUUAUAUUUUUGGUUAUCACAACCUAGACUUGCUGUAAAUGUACUCAUGUCGCAGUAUCUAACUUCUUUCUGUGAAAGAGAAAAGAGGAAACACUAAACAUUUUCUCCAGCAAUGUACAGUUAUUUCCAGUCGCAGUUUAGAGUACCGAUGCAGGUUCAGAAAAGAAAAACGCAACACUUGCGUCCCCGUCUGUGGUAAGCGCCACGCCAGUCCUCCGGCUGAAGCACACUUCCCUCGGAAUAUUUUUAGGUUUGGUGUUUCUGUCUACGUUCUCUGACUGUAUUGGCCCGGUUUGCAGGAGUGUCCUCUUAAGGAGGAACCUGGGGGCACUUAUUGGAUCAGUCAGCUGUUCUGGCCCCAAGAUGAAUUCAGAGGAUAAUGUAAAAAAAAAAAAAAUGUGUUACUGCGGUUUUUAAACGUGGUCAGGACACAACACAACCAGACUGACAAGAAGGAAAAAUCUUGAGUUGUUGUUUGGACAGGUACAAUGCAAAAGCAUUUAUGUUAGACAUUUUUAAUGGCGCCAUGGAGACGAACUAUUCUGGCUGUGGUUCAGUUUGGGCCUGGCCCACCAGGGGUGGGCAGCAUGGUCCAGAAGGGUCCGGUGUGGGUGCAGGUCUUU